AUGAUUAACCGUUUAAGCACAGGCAAGAGCUGGUACAAGUGUUUCCGGUAUGAAGAAGGCAGAGAUAAGCCUGGCGAUGUCCGAAACGUUAUGUUAGUAGUUGCUAGCCUCAUAGCUUCCGUCACCUUCCAAGCUGGUGUCAACCCUCCUGGUGGAGUAUGGCAAGAUAAUAGUAGCGGACAUGUUGCAGGCAGAGCCAUUUAUGCAUACCAAUCCGAGGUCUACUAUGUUUUCUUAAUUGCCAACACCCUAGCUCUCUCCGCUUCCAUUCUUGUCAUCAUCUCACUCACCUACAGGUUCCCUUUCCAUCUCGAAAUUGUUAUUGCUACCAUUUCCAUGAUCGUCACUUACAGUUCCGCAAUUUUCGCCGUUACUCCCGACGAAUCGGUGAGGUUUCGGUACGUCAUAGCCGCCGCUUCCGUGCCUUAUAUAUUGCGGAUUUUCAUUCAGCUCUUCAACAUGGUGUUUAAAAAUAAUGAAAAACCUGAAUCAGAGAAUUCUGAGAAAGUAGUAUUGAACUAUUGA
Messenger RNA from Gossypium raimondii (Peruvian cotton), 525 nucleotides. RefSeq lists its product as uncharacterized. The record is from RefSeq and is a predicted model, not a curated record. The transcript has a single exon. Lineage: Eukaryota; Viridiplantae; Streptophyta; Magnoliopsida; Malvales; Malvaceae. Bases 1 to 525 code for a protein of 174 amino acids.